Fusarium redolens is the source of this 1644-nucleotide messenger RNA. RefSeq lists its product as uncharacterized. Bases 1 to 1644 code for a protein of 547 amino acids. The transcript has a single exon. NCBI's taxonomy places the organism in Eukaryota, Fungi, Ascomycota, Sordariomycetes, Hypocreales, Nectriaceae. The record is from RefSeq and is a predicted model, not a curated record.
AUGUCGGCAGCCACCCGCGUAGCCCAUAAACGAUUUGAAAACUGUACUUCCAGCCUCCUUUCUACUGAUUUGACAUCUUUUCCGCCUCACCAACUAGUUACUCAAGAAGAUGUCGACGAGUCUUUACGAGACUUAGUCGGUCCGGUGGAUGAAACCUGGACUGAACGUGUAAACAAGUUGUCGCAAUUGAAGCGUCCCCCGGAAGGCAGCAGGAUCACCCAGUCGAUGUGGCAUCUGGUACGCGGUGGCCACCUUGAUUUCGGGAUUGUGGAGGAUUACCUACAGCUACUAAGGUCGACAAGCCACCAUGUAGAGAUAGCUCCGGCUCGGAUGCUACGGCACGAUCAAAACUGUAUUCAAGAGACAGAAGGGAUUGACCAUCCCGUCAUCAUUCCGUUCUGUCAUGAAAACAACUGGGCGUUUGCUGUUGCGUACUCAGACUGCGUCCACUGGUACGACAGUACUCCUAAUAGUGCUACCCUUGUACCUCCCGUUACCGGUGCGCGACCCGUCGUAGAAGGGUGGCGGGGACCUCAGAAUAACAACCUGGCAGAUUCAGGCGUGUUCAUGCUUAUGGGCAUCAAGCUUAUAUUACAGCGCAAACCUCAUCUAAGCCAAAGGGUCGCGGAUGAGCUCAACCAGUCUUUCCGUUCUUGUAUAUUUAUCGAACUUCUUUGUCAAAAGGUUCAGUCAACCUCUACAGACCUACGUGAUAUCAAUUUAGACCAAGUGAUAGAUACAGGAUACUUAUCCUCAACCGCCGACCAGAUAAGCCACGGACAUACGUUAACUGAUGGACAACAAGAAUCAUCCUUCUUCGAAGAUGCGAUGGCUGCGACAAUAAGUGCAACUCGGGCCAUUUCCUCGGCAUCUCCUGUAAUAUGUCAAGCGGAAGAAGUCAGCGCUUUGAGCAGAAACCCAGAGCUGGCACCCGCCACGGACCCUGACCGCCCCCCAGGACUUUCCAGUUUACAGCCACAGCAUCCGGCCAACACGUCGCGCAAGAGAAGAUCGCAACCAAGGGCCACAAGUGAGAGAGCAGAAGGGCGUCUACAGCGAGUUUUGGAUGAUCGUAAAGUUAUUUUAGAUAAUCUCUCACAUGCCAUCCACUUCAAACGAUCUGCCCUAGUGUCCUUUGCAGAUGAUCCGGUUGUUCUCAGGGCACUUCUUAGGUAUUCAAGGACCAGUGGGAAUCUUCAUCGUCGCUACCACGCUGUCCUUUUCCACUGGAUGACGGAAGAUAACGAGCGAAUAAUAGAAAUGAAAUCAGCGAUGGGGGAGGAUGCUGAGAAACGCAUUAAGAGAGAUUUAUGGAGUUGUAACUUCUGGAAAAAGGUAAGUGAUAUUGGUAUGAAACACGGCUUGGGGCCCUUGGUACCACUUUGUGCAUUUGGAAAUGACUUUAGCGGUUAUCGGUUGUCAGAGGACGCUCAGGGUCCACUGAUUAAAGAAUUUGAAAAUCGGUUGCAAAACGAAACCGACAUGUUGCGUAUAUGGCUUCAAGAUGCGCGUGGACUGUGCGAGGCCAUAUUAGUAGGACCCACGCCUGUUGCUUCCUUCAACAUUGAUAAAUAUAACUUUCAGGCUGAGUUCGACAUGACCGACGAUCAAUUUCGAUUCUAUGUUUGUUCAGGGCUCAACUAG